Molecule: messenger RNA, 376 nt
Organism: Sphaeroforma arctica JP610
Lineage: Eukaryota; Ichthyosporea; Ichthyophonida
Exons: 1
Source: RefSeq, a predicted model, not a curated record
CAUAUUUAUACUAUGAGUGAGUACGGGUGCGUAGUCGUGUGCGUGUAUGUGUACACGCACGUACACAUGUGCUUUGAAUGCUUGAUCAGUCUGUAUAUUUUAUCGUCAUAUAUUACAUACAUGUCCAGACUACACCUGCAUCCUAGCUGUUUUUAAAUACACCGUCUAUCAGCGCGAAGCGAACCUAAGAAUAUAAUAUAUAAAGAUGGCCGAGUAUUUUCAAUCCGACGGCGUUGACGACGGGAAAGUUACCAGACGCACAGUUUCAUUGCGGAAGACGAAAGGCGAGAACUUUGGAGUCGAGCUCUUUGCUGUGGGCUAUCAAACUCUGGUGGCGAAAGUGAAGAAAUUUGUGGUGAUCGACGUUACUACCCAG